UUCAGUUUCAUUUAAACAGCCUUAAAGGCAACUUAAACGAAAGUAAAUACUACAAAUGUUCAGACUAAAACUGGCAAUAUUAACUCUUGUGGGGGUUAUAUAUUUCUCGUCAUCUGCUAAGGGACAGGGGCAACCAGUAUCAAAACGACUAGUAUGUUAUUACGAUGCUGUUAGUCCUAUAAAACCAGAAUCUACCUACAAUUUUGAAAAAUACUUUUCGAAAGCUCUUGCCAACUGCAGUCAUCUGGUCUAUAGUUACGCUCAAAUUCUACCACAAACCUUCGAAGUAGGGAAAAUAAGAUUGGAUCCAAAACCCAGCGAUUUGAAAGCACAAUUUCCCCAUUUAAAGAUAUUCUUAAGUGUGGGUGGUGAUAAAACGGAAUUAUCUCCACAAUAUUUACAAUUCUUGGAAGCUGGCAUUGUCAGACAAGAACAUUUCAAUGAAAAUGUGAGAACCUUCUUAAAACUCAAUCAUUUUGAUGGUUUGGACUUGUCAUUUCCAUUGCCACACAAUAAACCACGACAAGUUCAUACAGGUUGGGGUAGAUUAGUCAAAAAUGUGAAGAAAAUUUUUACUGGUGAUGAAGUUAUUGAUGAGAAAGCGCCGAAUCAUAAGCGGCAAUAUACGGACUUUGUUAAGGGUUUAAAGAACGACCUUGUGAAGGUGAAUAUACAGUUAUCGAUGACGGUAUUGCCAAAUGUUAAUUCGUCGUGGUACUUUGACAUCUUUAAAAUUCACAAUGACUUCGAAUUCAUCAACCUCUUCGCAUUUGAUUUUCUUACACCCGAUCGAAAUCCCGAGGAGGCUGACUAUACUGCACCUAUUUACUUCAAAGACGGUGCCGAUCGUUUACCUCACUACAAUAUUGAAUAUCAAGUCGAUCAUUGGAUAAACAAUGGCUGUCCAGCAAAUAAACUUAAUCUCGGUAUAGCAACAUAUGGUCGUGCCUGGAGGCUGACUACUGAUUCCGGGUUAUCUGGUGUUCCAGUAGUCGAAAGCACUGAUGGUGCUGCUGAUCAAGGAAAAAUAUCUCAAAUGCCUGGCCUUCUUAGUUGGCCCGAAAUUUGCAUAAAAUUGCGUACUAAAGGCCUAUUACAGAAGGUAGUAGAUCAAGAGCAUAAGUAUGGCAAUUAUGCCUUCCGACCGGCUGAUAACAUUGGCAACAAUGGUAUUUGGAUAAGUUUCGAUGAUCCCGAGUUUGCUGGCUUUAAAGCGGAGUACGCUAAACAGCGUGGCUUGGGCGGGGUGACUUUGUUUGAUUUGCAACAUGAUGAUUAUCAACGAUUUUGCAUGGGUCCCCCAUUUCCGAUAUUAACUCGCAUAAGCCAGGUUUUGGGAAUAUUACAUCAAAAGUACAAGCAUACUGUACCCAUCAAUAAUAACGUUAUUCCCGAAUAUUUUUUAAAUAAACAGUUUCCUUAGUUUUCCAACGAAUAUGUUAUAGUUUUUAAGACAAAUUUCUACUUUAUAUGUAUUUUAAUAAAACGUCCUAUAUUUUAUAUAUUCCUAGACUUGGAA
This is a messenger RNA of Lucilia sericata (common green bottle fly), 1519 nucleotides long. Its product is annotated as chitinase-like protein Idgf1. Gene Ontology annotation, biological process: carbohydrate metabolic process; chitin catabolic process. NCBI's taxonomy places the organism in Eukaryota, Metazoa, Arthropoda, Insecta, Diptera, Calliphoridae. Gene Ontology annotation, molecular function: chitin binding. Gene Ontology annotation, cellular component: extracellular region. Bases 56 to 1423 code for a protein of 455 amino acids. The record is from RefSeq and is a predicted model, not a curated record. The transcript has 3 exons.